This is a messenger RNA of Erinaceus europaeus (western European hedgehog), 341 nucleotides long. Its product is annotated as coiled-coil domain-containing protein 81-like. The record is from RefSeq and is a predicted model, not a curated record. Gene Ontology annotation, cellular component: centrosome. The transcript has 2 exons. The coding region runs from base 90 to 341 and encodes 83 amino acids. NCBI's taxonomy places the organism in Eukaryota, Metazoa, Chordata, Mammalia, Eulipotyphla, Erinaceidae.
AGCCUUCACAAACAGAAUGACAUUUCCAGUGUGUGUUUAUUUUCUUUUUCCUUGCAAAGUUGAGACUAAAAUCAGAAAAAGAAGAACGCAUGAAGAAUGCUGCUUAUAACCUUGGUGUCGCAGAUGCUAUAAAAUCACAGAGGAAUCCGAAAUGCCACUUUUCUAAUCCAUAUUACUUUGCGAACCGACCAGCAAGUGCUGCUAUUGUCACUGAAAAGAAAAAUGAGUAUACUAAGAACCUUCUCAAACAAAUAGAUGCCAAUAGUAAACUGGCCAAGAAAAAGAAAGAAAAUCAGAAAGUCUUGGAGCAACUAGAACGGCUUCAACUCAAACAAGAGUGA